This is a messenger RNA of Elgaria multicarinata webbii, 447 nucleotides long. It is a transcript of the gene SNTN, whose product is annotated as sentan, cilia apical structure protein. NCBI's taxonomy places the organism in Eukaryota, Metazoa, Chordata, Lepidosauria, Squamata, Anguidae. Gene Ontology annotation, molecular function: calcium ion binding; transition metal ion binding; calcium-dependent protein binding. The coding region runs from base 1 to 447 and encodes 148 amino acids. The record is from RefSeq and is a predicted model, not a curated record. The transcript is spliced from 4 exons.
AUGUGUGGCUGUGCAUCCAGCAGUGGGAACAAACAUUCAUAUUCUAUAAAUCAACCAGGGGGUGCUUCUUCCACUAAAGGAACAAACACAGCUUCAACAAAAAUGUCCAAACGCAUUCCAAUAUCAAAGCAGCUGGCUUCUAUAAAAGCUCUAGGAAAAGGCACUGAUCUAGAGAAAGCUAUUGCAACAGUAGCCUUGGUUUAUGAUAACGCUGCAGGCACCGAUGGCAAACUUAGCAAAUCUGAAGCGAAAAAGCUGCUCCAAACUCAAUUUAUGCAUUUUAUGCAGGGCCAAGAAACAAAGCCAAAAUACCAGGAAAUAAUUUCUGCUCUUGACGAGGACAAGAAUGACCGAAUCGACUUUGAAGAUUUCAUGGUUCAGAUGCUUAGCCUCACCCUGAUGUCUGACCUCUGGCAAGAGAUCCGAAAUGUGAAAAAAACUAAAUGA